AUGGGGACGUGGCGAAGCUUGCGCGUGGCGUUUAUUUUGGGCUCUGUGUUCGUGAUCCUGCUAAUCAUCGCCUAUUGGGAUGAUGUUGGCGGGUUCAACCUCUACCCUCUGCGGGACCGCAACCUUGAGUGUUGUCCUCAGACUGCCACUAGCCCCUCUUCCACGCUCCCGGCAUCCAUUGCAGCAACAUUCAGCAUGAUGUGGUCUCCUGAGGGCAUGAACAAAAGUGUGGAGGGGAGAAAGCAACUGCAGACUGGAAGAGGGUAUGCAGUGGCGAAUAACGAAGGGGACGAGAGCAGGGAUACGGCUGGACGUCAGCAGCAGACGGCGAGGAAGCAAAGGAUUAUGGAUGUUUGUGCAGGGAAGGACUUUCCCGGAAGUACCCGUGCAUUUGAACAGAUUCCAAACAGGGAAUUGGACCACCUGAUAGUCGAUGACAAGCACAAGAUCAUCUACUGCUAUGUUCCUAAGGUUGCGUGCACCAACUGGAAGAGGGUGAUGGUGGUCCUGUCAGAGUCUCUGGUCUCUCCCAUCUCAGGAAAGCCUUACACUGACCCGGGGUCAAUUCCUCCAAACGUUGUGCACAAAACUUCGCUUCACCUCACUUUUGCCAAGUUUUGGCGCCAAUAUGGUUCUCUGUCCCGCCACUUGAUGGAGGUCAAGCUCCAGCACUACACCAAGUUCCUGUUCGUACGGGACCCCUUUGUCCGACUCAUUUCGGCCUUCAGGAGCAAGUUCGGAAGGCCCAACGAGGACUUCUAUCGCAUGUUUGGCUCGGUCAUCCUUCGGCGCUUCGGCAACCUAUCAGGGAGUUUGCCGGAAACUGCGGCCGAUGCGUUUGCGGCAGGGAUCAAACCAACCUUCCAGCAGUUUGUCUCAUACCUGCUGGAUGCAGAAACUGAGAAGGACAGCAUCUUCAAUGAACACUGGCGCCAGGUAUAUCGUCUCUGCCAUCCAUGCCAGGUGAAGUAUGACUUCAUUGGGCGACUGGAAACACUGGAAACGGAUGCCGAGCAACUUCUGAAGCUUCUUCAAGUGGAUCAUUUGCUGCGAUUCCCCUCGGGACCGGAUAACCGAACUGCGGCCAGCUGGGAAAGAGACUGGUUUGCACAGAUUCCUGUCUCAAUGAUGACAGAGCUGUACAAGCUUUACCAACCAGACUUUGAGCUCUUUGGCUAUCCUGAACCUGUAAGCGUGCUCCGCCACCAGUAA
Nerophis lumbriciformis (worm pipefish) is the source of this 1212-nucleotide messenger RNA. Lineage: Eukaryota; Metazoa; Chordata; Actinopteri; Syngnathiformes; Syngnathidae. The record is from RefSeq and is a predicted model, not a curated record.